AUGUGCCUAAGUCGUGCGCCCUAUGCGCCCUAUGCGCCCUAUGCGCCCCAGCAAUUCCCACUGCCGAAAUUCCCCGCCUCAACCUUCAGUGUACAUAUGUACAAAUGGUGUGCUUUGCGCUACAUAAGCUUGACAGCAUUAACGUACGUGCAGCCUCGCGGCGUUGAUGUCCGUGUAACACUUACCUCAGAGGCAGGGUCACGGAUGCUUACAUCGGUCAUCUACCAGAACGUUACUGGCACGACUACGUUGCUGGAUCUACCAGUAUCGAUUCAAAAUGGGCAAUGUCUACAGCGUAACGAGCCUAAUCAAGGAGUAACUCGUAUUCGUUCUGCCGACUGCCCCAAGAAACCAUAUCCCAACGUCGAACCGAAGGGGUUGAAGCGCAGAAAGCUGCUGCAUGGCAUUCCCCCAGCUGAGCGGGAAUACCAUGAAAAUCUUCGAGCAUUGAUUUAUGAGAGCCUCGAGGAGAUCAGGUCAGCUAUCGGACCAAGAAAAUGGCUGUUUCCUCGUCAACCUGUUAAGAGUCCUGUCGAAAGUCAUGCGCAUGUGAGAGAGGAAGCAAAAGGUGAAGAGACGAGUUCAGGGCCCCCUAUCAUCUUGUCUUCCAUUUCGAACAUCUUUACUUCUAUGGAAGAGAUAGCGGGCCGCAUCGUCUCCAAUCCUUCCAGCCUGUGUACAAGCCUUGUGGCUGAUUCCGAUCUGUACCGUGUACCGCCGCGCUCUACAUUCAUCUUAUCCGGUGUGGAACAGUUAUGCCCUGGGACUAGAGCCUCUACCAACCGUAUUUUCCCUAGAGACUUCGAUUUGAUCGUCAUGGACCCUCCCUGGCAGAACAGGUCGGUGAGGCAUGCGAAGGCGUACAGAACAUCCCAGGCUCGCCGGGAAGACCCUUUCCUCUCUGUGCUACCUAUCUUGCAUAGUCAUCUGAGGCCUGAUGGGCUGGUUGGCAUCUGGGUAACGAACAAGGCGAGCAUUCGGCGACUAGUCUUACACUCCCUUCGUGAAAAGGGGCUUCAACUCUACGAAGAAUGGGUAUGGAUGAAGACUACGGUUGACGGCGAGUCUGUAACACCUCUAGAUGGUCUGUGGAGACGGCCUUAUGAGGUACUGCUCCUCUUUCGUAAGGGACCAGACCACAAAUUCGAUGUUGCAGCUGGUUCCCAGUGGGCUGGUUCCUCCACGUGGGCCACAGGAGUGCACCGUCGCCUCCUAGUAGCUGUACCUGGCCAUCACUCGCAAAAACCGUGCCUAAAGGAGUUGAUAGAGCCGUUGCUGGUUGACCCUAAUAAAUACGACGCCCUGGAGAUUUUCGCACGAAACCUGACAGCUGGUUGGUUUGCCUGUGGCAACGAGGUGCUGAAAUUCAACCAUCAAAGCCACUGGGCCAGAACAAACGAAUAUUGGUAA
This is a messenger RNA of Endocarpon pusillum Z07020, 1410 nucleotides long. RefSeq lists its product as uncharacterized. NCBI's taxonomy places the organism in Eukaryota, Fungi, Ascomycota, Eurotiomycetes, Verrucariales, Verrucariaceae. The transcript has a single exon. Gene Ontology annotation, molecular function: methyltransferase activity; nucleic acid binding. Gene Ontology annotation, cellular component: nucleus; RNA N6-methyladenosine methyltransferase complex. The record is from RefSeq and is a predicted model, not a curated record. The coding region runs from base 1 to 1410 and encodes 469 amino acids.